AUCUCCUUCUCCCUGGCCUGGGCCAACCAUGUCUUCCUCGGGUGCCGGUACCCUCAAAAAGUUAUGGAUAAAAUACUUAGUAUGGCUGAAGGCAUCAAAGUGACAGAUGCUCCAAUCCAUACAACAAGAGACGAACUGGUUGAAGAAGGGGUAGAAGAGCCACCCAGAAAACAAAGAGUCGAAGGAAAAAACAACUCUACGGUUGAGCAAGGGCAUGCAAGAACUUCUGUCAAAACAGAACAUGCAUCACCUAAGCAGGAAAACAGCUCAACAUGUACGGGGUCCUCUACCAAGUCAGAAAGUGGUGGGAACUCAGCCCAGAGCUCUGGUAUCUCCUUGAAUGAGAAUAACUCUACAAGUGAUGGGGAUCGACCUACUUCCAGCCAAAGCAGCCUCAGCAGCUGCAUUUCCUCUCAGGUAACGGCAGUGAUGGCAGGGUCUGGAAAAGUUUCCGAAUCAGAAACAUCAGAUAAACAUGGUUCAGCACCAUUUGUUUCCUCUUUGUUGAAAUCAAGUGUGAAUAGCCAAUCCACUGAUUCCAGACAACAAAGUAGCUCACCUAAAAAGAGCGUUUUGGAAAGCUCUUCAGUUUCAGCUUCUCAAAGUAGUUCGGAGAUCCCAUUGCCAUUGUUGGGCUCCUCAGGAAGCUCGGAAGUAGAAUUGCCACUCUUGUCUUCUAAACCUAGUGCUGAGACUGCUUCAAGUGGGUUAGCUUCUAAAGCUAGUUCAGAAGCAAGUGCUACAUCGGUUUCUAAAAACAGUUCUUCAUCGGGCACAUCCUUGCUAACUCCCAAGAGUAGCUCCUCAACAAACACAUCACUGCUGACUUCCAAAAGCACUUCCCAGAUAGCUGCUUCACUGUUAACUUCCAAGAGCAACCCCCAGACCAGUGGAUCGCUGGUGUCCAAAAGCACUUCCCUAGCAAGUGUGUCCCAGCUGGUUUCUAAGAGUAGUUCCCAGACAAGCACUUCCCAGGUGCCUUCUAAAAGUACUUCACAGUUAAGUGAGAGUUCUGUGAGAUUUACUUGUUGCAAGUUAACCAAUGAAGAUGUGAAGCAGAAGCAACCUUUUUUCAAUAGACUGUAUAAAACAGUAGCAUGGAAGUUGGUAGCUGUUGGUGGCUUUAGUCUCAAGGUGAAUCAUGGAGAGCUCUUAAAUGCAGCUAUUGAGGCUCUUAAAGCAACACUGGAUGUGUUUUUUGUCCCACUAAAAGAACUGGCAGAUCUGCCCCAAAAUAAGAGCUCUCAAGAAAAUAUUGUUUGUGAAUUAAGAUGUAAGUCUGUUUAUCUGGGCACUGGUUGUGGAAAAAGUGAAGAAAAUGCUAAAGCAGUUGCUUCCAGAGAAGCAUUGAAGUUAUUUCUCAAAAAAAAGGUAGUGGUAAAAAUAUGUAAGAGAAAAUACAAAGGCAUGGAAAUAGAAGAUCUCGUCCUCCUAGAUGAAGAAUCAAGGCCUUUAAACUUACCACCAGCAUUGAAACAUCCUCAAGAAUUACGCUAAUAUGUCCGAAAAGUCACUUCAUAAAAUAUACCUAGUAUUUGAAGA
Echinops telfairi (small Madagascar hedgehog) is the source of this 1542-nucleotide messenger RNA. Its product is annotated as CDKN2A-interacting protein. The record is from RefSeq and is a predicted model, not a curated record. Gene Ontology annotation, cellular component: nucleolus; nucleoplasm. Lineage: Eukaryota; Metazoa; Chordata; Mammalia; Afrosoricida; Tenrecidae.